GAGAAGUGGUGAACGUUGGAGAUGCCCUGUGUGAAAUUGAAACAGAUAAAGCAGUGGUUACCAUGGAAUCAAGUGAUGAUGGCAUAUUAGCUAAAAUAAUGAAGGAAGAGGGGAGUAAAAAUGUGCGCUUGGGUGUACUAAUUGGUUUGCUAGUAGAAGAAGGACAAGACUGGAAGCAAGCUGAUAUACCAAGUGAUGCACCUUCCGAGUCUGUGACAUCAUCAGCAUCAACAGCCUCUUCCCCAACUCUUUCUGCUACCCUCCCAUUAGCGCAUAAAAGAGAAGAGCACCCUGGAAAAGUACAGUUUCGCUUAAGUCCCGCUGCCCGUAAUAUUUUGGAGAGACAUGGAGUUGAUGCAAGUCAUUGCACACCCUCAGGACCUCGAGGAAUUUUCACAAAAGAGUAUGCAAAAUGUGAACGUUUUCUUUAC
Molecule: messenger RNA, 431 nt
Organism: Protobothrops mucrosquamatus (brown spotted pit viper)
Lineage: Eukaryota; Metazoa; Chordata; Lepidosauria; Squamata; Viperidae
Product: pyruvate dehydrogenase protein X component, mitochondrial-like
Exons: 3
Biological process (GO): pyruvate decarboxylation to acetyl-CoA
Cellular component (GO): pyruvate dehydrogenase complex; mitochondrion
Molecular function (GO): acyltransferase activity
Source: RefSeq, a predicted model, not a curated record